Molecule: messenger RNA, 832 nt
Organism: Prorocentrum cordatum
Lineage: Eukaryota; Dinophyceae; Prorocentrales; Prorocentraceae
Source: the annotation of a GenBank genome assembly
GAGGAAGACGAUGAGCAUGAAGCCGACGCCCGCGCCCCGCGCGCCCGCGAUCGCCUGGAGCGACGACAGCGACGACAGCCUGCUGUCCGCGCCUCCGAGCCCGACGCCAGUUGCAGACGCUGCUGCUGGCAACGACGGUGUGCCGCCCCCGCUGACCGACGACAAGCCCGACGACGAGGGGACCUCCAUCAGCGACGCCGAGGGCUAUACCAAGAUGGACGGCCAUGGUGAUGCACCUGUCGACUACGUGAUUGACAAGGGCUGGGCCUCCAGGACUGAGGACGGGCGCCCAGCCAGGUCGUCGCUUCCCACUCCCAACGGCAUGGCGGUGUUCGUGUGGGAGGACGGAGACAGGUGGCUGGCGCCGAUCAAGCACGUCGACGUGAAGGACCCGCACGUCCGCAAGAAGAAGAACGCCGAGGACACGCCCGACGCGAAGGCUAGCGGCGACAAGGGCGGCGACACGUCGAGCGACAAGAAGGCCAGCGGCGACAAGGCGAGCGACAAGAAGGCCAGCGGCGACAAAGACGGCGACGCGACGGUCAGCGGCGACAAGGGCGGCGACAAGUCGAGCGACAAGAAGGCCAGCAUCGACAAGGACGGCGACGCGAAGGCUAGCGGCGACAAGGGCGGCGACACGUCGAGCGACAAGAAGGCCAGCGGCGACAAGGACGGCGACGCGAAGGCUAGCGGCGACGAGGGCGACAACCAGUCGAGCGACAAGAAGGCCAGCGGCAAGAAGGGCGGCGCCAAGAAGGCCAGCGGCGACAAGGACUGCGGCAUGAAGGCUGGCGGCGACAUGAAGGCUGGCGGCGACAGGAAGGCGGACGGC